Aspergillus piperis CBS 112811 is the source of this 817-nucleotide messenger RNA. RefSeq lists its product as uncharacterized. Bases 24 to 752 code for a protein of 242 amino acids. The transcript is spliced from 4 exons. The record is from RefSeq and is a predicted model, not a curated record. NCBI's taxonomy places the organism in Eukaryota, Fungi, Ascomycota, Eurotiomycetes, Eurotiales, Aspergillaceae.
AAUACAGUUAGCGGCCCCCAAUAAUGAUACCAAUCGCCGUCCCAACUCGCCUUUCCUCUUCCCUUCCCCCCACCGGGCGAUCGCCCGUGCCAAGCUGUCUCAUCGAGGAUCCUGGUGAGGGAUUUUCUGUCGGCCCUGGUCUGCCCUCGUUCACCCGAGGUUCAAGGAUAGCAGCAGUAGCACCCUCCUCCAUCCAACAUCCCAGUCGCGCAUCGGACCUCCGCGGUCGAGGUACUUGCUGCAGUAGCGGACAUCGAUCGCACAACGCCUUUGCAAAUGGAGAUGCUCGUGCUGCCAGCAGCAUUGCCAAGAGACCACCAAGAAGUGUUGUCAUUGGCACUACACGUAUGUACCUGCCCCCACGGGCGGGAGGAAGCUCCGACUGUUCAUCGGAGAUCCCAAUCGAGUACGAGGAUGCGCCAUCGUCAUUCGUCAACGGUCUAGCUACAAAGCAGCUAGCUGGGCUGCGUACGUUUUCUCAAACCUCGCCGAGCUCCAACGCUCUGACGACAACCACUAAAGAGCUACUGCAGGAGCUUUAUCGUCCUUACCUUUUUGACACCUCCGGAGAAGACUUGCUGGCUUGUAUGAGAGAUUUUCUAAACCUCAUUUCCAUUCCGCACCCGCGCACGCGCGCGCCCCAGCGUGCCACCGUGGCAGCUAACCCACCAUCUAUUGAUGACGCGCCGUGCUUUGCAGAACUGCUUCUGCCCAGUGACCAGCAGAAUCCGAUAAAUCGGUUAGUUAGUUAGUUAGUUUGGUUGCAUUGUAGCAGUGCAAUUGCCCUUUGGUUAUUCUUCCGGGCUGCUGUGCGUAU